AUGGCCGAGGCUGGCACGACCUCCAGCCAGGGGACUGCGGCACCUCCAGGCACAGCGGAGCCAUUGGGGCGGCGCGGCCAUGCGGGAGGUGUCGUGGCCGUGCGUGGGGCGUCAUGGCUGUGUGUGGAGUGUCGCGGCCAUGUGGGAGGUGUCACAGCUGUUGGGGUGUGGCACUCCCAUGGCAGUGGAGCCACGGGCUCAGCUUCCCCCGGCAGGGUCAUAAUGGGGCCUUGGCAGCACCAGGUGAGCGCAAUACAGCAGCCUGUGUAUUCCAAAAUAAGGGAAUUCUCCCACAGCCUGGCUGAUGAGCAGGGUCAAAGGGGGAGGGUGGGCACAGCCAUGAGUGAGUGGGACAGAAGAGCAGAUGCCAAGAAGGAAAGUGCUCCCCCUUCUCUGGCAGUGAGGACAAAGGAGUCAGGAUCCCUGGAGAGAUUAGGGCAUGGAGCUUCCUGUUUUGCAGAGUGUGGAGGACAGAGUACGUUGCACUUUCCCAAAGGAACCAGAUACAGCUACAGGUAUUCAACAGUCACCACCACAUUCCUACUGGGAAGCAUUUACAACAGCAGUGGUCUAUCUCUGGAGAGCACAGUGACCAUUGAGACACUGGGGAGGUGCCAGAUGGCUUUGAAAGUGCAAGAUGUACAAAUCAAGAGAACCCUUGCAUCCAGAGAGGAGUUUUUGAAGGAAAUGGACGGUCUAAGAGAGAUACUAGAAGAGCAUCCUCUUUACUUUUCUCUCCACGAUGGGAAAAUUCUUCAGCUCUGUCCUGUAAAGGGUGAACAGACUUGGGCGCUGAACGUCAAACGAGGCAUCCUGAGUGUCCUGCAGACAUCACAGGCACCCACUGCUGCUGGAAUCGUUGAAGAGAUGGAUAUUCUGGGAAUAUGCCAGACCAGGUAUCAGCGCAAAGGUCCUGCCCUUGUCAAGACAAAGGACUUAAACCUCUGCUCUCAUCGCUAUUCUGGUUUUGCUUCCGUGCAGUCUGUUCCUCUUCCUCAUCUGUCAUCUGAGCAGCAGAUCCUGUCAUCCAGCCUGGAAUGUGUUCAGAGCUUUAAGGAUGGAAUCCUGGCAGAGGCGGAAUGCACCGAAUCCAACCUCGUUGCACCGUUCUCCGAGAACGGGAGUGGGGCAAAGACACAGACACAGUCAUCGCUAAAACUCAUUCAGGUGGAAGCAGAGACACUGUACAAAUGGGGACCAAAUAAUUUGGAUUCCAAGCAUCUGUAUGUGACCAAUCUGCUAUAUGAAAAGGAACAAAUUGAGAGACAAUUCACUAUAGAGGAAGCGACUGAAUUAGUGCAGAAGCUCUGCUUAGCACAUAGUGUGGGAUUGGAGACUGCAGGCCUUUUCACGACGCUUGUGUUUGAGCUUCGGCAUCUUUCUCUUAAGGCCUUAACAGCACUAUGGCAAAGAUCUUCAUUUAAAUGCAGAGAUAACUGGCAGCCCCUAAUAGAUGCGCUCCCGUCGUGUGCGACGGAGGCAUGUGUUCUGCUAAUGAAAGAAAUCAUAUCCUCCGGAGAAGCCGAGGAAGACACAGUGGAAUCUUUCCUUUGGUCAUUUUCAUUCAUUCCUGAGCCCACUUCUGGCAUGAUCGAGUGCCUUGCUCCUUUGCUGCAAUCAGCAGGAGCAAGGCAGAGCUCCUUCCUAGGAGUGAGUGCUCUUGUACACCGCUUUUGCUCAGCUCGCCAGCCCUGCGAUGGUGUUCCCGCCGUGCAGAGCGUGAUGAGGAGGCUCGGGGAAUUUCUGGGAGGAAACUGCUCUGUGCAAGAUUCGGCAGGACUCAGCCAGAUGCAACUAGUGUUAAAAGCUAUUGGAAAUGCAGGACUGGCAGCAGUUUCACUAGUUCCUGUUUUGAGCACUUGUGCUUCCCUGAGGAGCAAUCCCAUUGAAAUUCGUCUAGCUGCUAUACAGGCAUUCAGGCGUGUUCCCUGUUCUGUCAGGAAUGCUGUAUUAGUUCAGCUUUAUCAAGCAACCAGUGAUGAAGUAGAAACAAGGAUUGCUUCUUACUACAUAGCAAUGAAAUGUCCAAGUGAAGAAUUAUUUAAACAAGUACAAAAGACUUUGCAAAAGGAAACAUCGAGUCAAGUGGGUUCCUUUGUUUGGAGUCAUCUCUCCCAGCUUCUGGAGACAGAGGACCCGUUGAAGGAGCACCUUCGCGAUGCCAUUCCUGAUGACAUCCUUAGCAAAGAUUUUGACUGGGAGUCAUGGAAAUACUCCUCCUAUUCAGAUGUCACAUUCCACACAGGCAUGUGCGGUUCUAAAACUUGA
This is a messenger RNA of Tinamus guttatus (white-throated tinamou), 2268 nucleotides long. The record is from RefSeq and is a predicted model, not a curated record. Lineage: Eukaryota; Metazoa; Chordata; Aves; Tinamiformes; Tinamidae.